GAGUAUGGGGAGGGGAUUUUUUUCCACAGAAAUGGAGAUAGGGUUUUUUUUCGCGAGAAAGAGAUGGAAAUCAUUUUCAUCCUUGUAAGGGGGAUGGGCCAGAGAUGAGAAUUGAUAUCCCCUACGGGGACGGGAAUAGAGAUUAAGAUCUCAUCCUUGCCCCUCUCAAUUGUCAUCCCUACAUGUAAGAAUCACCUUAAAAUUGAAGAAAAGCUACCAAGAGUAUAAAAGACAGAAACCUGCGGGAAUCUCCUGAUGUCGUAUUGAAUACCGAAAGGCGAAGACAAGUGGUAAUGAUUAAUGGGCUAGUCGAAGUCACUCUGUCGAGCCCAGAUGGUGAAGUCAUAGGAAUAAAGUAUAAUGGAAUUGAUAAUGUGUUGGAAACAGAUAAUGCUCAGGAUAAUCGAGGGUACUGGGACGUUGUUUGGUAUAAGCCAGGAGAAAAAGACAACAUCGACAAAUUAGAAGGAACAAACUUUCACGUGAUUAUGGCAGAUAAAGACCAAGUAGAGAUUUCAUUCACAAAGAAAUGGAAUUAUUCCCGGCACGUUCCCUUAAACGUAGACAAAAGGUAUAUAAUGCGGCGAGGUGUCUCAGGAUUUUAUGCAUAUGCCAUUCUGGAACGAGAACCAGGGUGGCCGGACGUUGACAUGGAUCAAAUUAGAGCCGUUUUCAAGCUCCAAAAAGACAGGUUCCAUUACAUGGCAAUUUCGGACAAGAGGCAAAGAAUAAUGCCAAUGCCGGAAGACCGUGAAACGGGUCAGCCACUUGCCUACCCUGAGGCCGUUCUCCUGACUAAGCCCAUCAAUACUGAACUUAAAGGAGAGGUGGAUGACAAGUACCAGUACUCAUCAGAAAACAAAGAUAACAAAGUACAGGGAUGGAUAUCAGCCAAUCCGCCAGUGGGUUUUUGGAUGAUCACACCCAGUAACGAGUUCCUAUCAUCUGGUCCAACGAAGCAAGAUCUCACCUCCCAUGUCGGCCCUACCGUUCUAUCUAUGUUUACCAGUAUACAUUACGGAGGGAAGGAUAUAGAUACAAAGUAUCGAAAUGGGGAGCCCUGGAAAAAAGUACUGGGUCCUGUUCUUGUCUAUCUGAACCAAGUUUCAUCGACUAACAAUAUCUAUGGAGAUCUUUGGAGAGAUGCCAAGGCUCAGAUGUGGAAAGAAGUUGAAAGCUGGCCAUAUGAUUUCCUUCAAUCUCAAGAUUUUCCUAAAUCAUAUCAAAGAGGAAACAUUUCCGGCCAAUUACAAGUCUUUGACAGAUGUAUCAAUUCGAGAACAACAGGCGCAAAAUAUGCUUAUGUGGGAUUGGCAGCGCCUGGACAAGUGGGAUCCUGGCAAACAGAAACCAAGGGUUAUCAAUUCUGGACACAAACUGACGAGCAAGGGAAUUUCUUCCUUAAAAACGUUCGAGAGGGGGAUUAUGAUUUGUAUGCAUGGGUCCCUGGAUUUAUUGGAGAUUAUAAGCAUUACACUAAUAUUGCUGUCAAAGCUGGGUCUGAGUUCAAUUUGGGAGCCAUUGUGUAUCGGCCUCCUAGAAACGGUCCUACAUUGUGGGAAAUCGGUGUUCCUGAUCGCUCCGCUGCUGAAUUUUUUGUGCCGGACCCUUAUCCGACACUCAUGAACCGACUGUACAAGAACGAUCCAGCAAAUAAGUUUAGGCAGUAUGGAUUAUGGGCAAGAUAUGCAGAUAUAUAUGGUAAUAAUGAUCUCAAGUACACAAUUGGCAUCAGUGAUCAUACUAGAGACUGGUUCUUUGCUCAUGUUACAAGGGAUAUAGGAAAUCGGACAUAUCAACCAACCACACGACAGAUAAUGUUUGAGCUUCUGAAUGUCAAUAGUCGAGGAGAUUACACACUCCAAGUAGCCAUGGCAGCAGCCUCUGAAUCGGAAUUUCAGCUUCGAAUCAACGAUGCAAAUGUUGAUAAACCUGAUUUCUCAACAGGGCCAAUGGGAAGGGACAAUGCCAUUGCCAGACAUGGGAUUCAUGGAUUGUAUAGGUUUUAUAGUAUAAAUAUUCCAAGCAGUAAACUCUACAAAGGAAGCAACACGUUCUAUCUUACUCAGUCAAGAAGCCAAACCCCCUUCCAAGGGAUUUUGUAUGAUUACAUUCGCUUAGAAGGCCCCCCUAACCCUCAAACUUCAUCAAGCCAAAAUGUUGUAGCAUAACCCUUAAGUUGAUUUUAUUUAAUGUUAAUUUUGCAAGCAUUAUUUAGUUAAUCUCUUCCCGUGGUUUGGUUUUGUUUGGUUUAUGGUUAUGAUUUAUAAAAAUAAAAUGCAAUAUUAUCAUUUUACCAA
Messenger RNA from Mangifera indica (mango), 2300 nucleotides. Its product is annotated as probable rhamnogalacturonate lyase B. Gene Ontology annotation, biological process: carbohydrate metabolic process. The coding region runs from base 294 to 2171 and encodes 625 amino acids. The transcript is spliced from 15 exons. The record is from RefSeq and is a predicted model, not a curated record. Gene Ontology annotation, molecular function: catalytic activity; carbohydrate binding. NCBI's taxonomy places the organism in Eukaryota, Viridiplantae, Streptophyta, Magnoliopsida, Sapindales, Anacardiaceae.